Cryphonectria parasitica EP155 is the source of this 2322-nucleotide messenger RNA. RefSeq lists its product as uncharacterized. Gene Ontology annotation, cellular component: TRAPPIII protein complex; cytoplasmic vesicle; phagophore assembly site. Lineage: Eukaryota; Fungi; Ascomycota; Sordariomycetes; Diaporthales; Cryphonectriaceae. Bases 13 to 2322 code for a protein of 769 amino acids. The record is from RefSeq and is a predicted model, not a curated record. The transcript has a single exon. Gene Ontology annotation, biological process: protein localization to phagophore assembly site; endoplasmic reticulum to Golgi vesicle-mediated transport.
CACUCCUUGCCUAUGUCUGUCGACAAUGACUCCGGCUCUGGCGAACCCAUCAGCUCCCCGCCCAUGGCGGCCUCCAUAAGGAAGAACACCAUCGACAGCAUGUCUCUCUCCCAGUCCGAACUCAGCCUUCCCCAGCGACGCUCCCACCCAUCAGCUGCCAGCCUCUAUGCCUCGACACUCACACCACCGGGCUCCCGGUCCAUGUCCCCCGUCGGCAGGGGCUCUCCGGCACGGCCGUUCUCGAGAGGGCGCGCAGGGUCGCUGCUAGUAACACAGUCCCUUGCCGAUACCGAUGCUGCUACGACGCCUGGCGACCCGCUGAACCUCGCGCUCAAGGCCUUUGUGCCACACGUCGCCAUAUAUGCCUCGCCAGAGACGGACGGCCUGGUCAGGGAGAAGGGUUUCGAGCAAGGGCUCUGGGAGCUGCUGCGGCCGUUCGGCGAGCGCGUGCCGGGAAAGGUGACGAUACGAGAUAGCAACGGGGCGAGUAGGUCAUGGGAGGACUUCUCGGUGCGGUUCACGCAGUUUGGGGACAAUAUCGAACCGCCAGAGGGGCUGCUUGAGGCGACAACCAACGGCCAGCCGUCAGAACAGACCAGCUCGGGGCGGAGGAUCCCGGACGUGGAGGCGGUGGUGAGUCGACACCUGAAAUACGCCGAGCAGUCCUUCUCCAACCUCAUACAGCCGAGUACACCCACGACACAUGGGCUGGACAUGGAUGUGACAUCACCAUACUACGCACUCUACCUCCGACGACUGCUUUCGGGCAUACCGAUGUCUGCGCACGAGUCCUGGUCACACCCCGUGGCGUGUGUGAUCGCUGCCAGCUCCCGCGAGCGGGCACCCAUCGAGACGUUCAGGAGGCUCUAUCACGAAUCGACGAACGGUGACAGGAGGUUGCCGCCUUGGAUCGACGCGGAGUAUCUGCGCUAUUACGUACUUGUCCACGACGAGGAGAACAGCGACAUCUCCAAGACCAUGGCGCUGUUCGACCAGAUGAAGAGACACCUCGGGCUGCACUGCCACCUGUUGCGGAUACGGAGCAGCCAGAGCGCCGAGACGGACGACGACAGCAUACCGCUGCCCAGGAGCGACUGGAUGACCGCCCAGGAGGAGCUCGCCGACAUAGAGAGGCACGAGGGCCAGGAGGAGUUUGAGGAUCCGACAAGGUACAUGUUCGAGUCAGAUGCGACAGCAAUACGGACUUUUAUCCGCGAGAUGGUGACACAGUCGAUAAUACCGACAAUGGAGCGCAACAUCUCUGUAUGGAACGACCAGGUCGCAUCCAAACGGAAGGGUUUCAGCGGGAGGUUCAUGAGUCUGUCCAAGAGGUUCACGACCUUUGGCGGCGCGUCGAGAAACUCGACAGGGAGCUCGUCUUCAAACAACUUCCACGCGGGAGGGUACUACACCGCCGAUGCGCCCGAGGCGAUCAUGCGCAAGCUGGCCGACUAUGCCUUUAUGCUGCGCGACUGGAAGCUCGCCAUGUCGACAUACGAGCUCAUCCGGUCUGACUUUGGCAACGACAAGGCCUGGAAGUACCACGCAGCCGCUAAUGAGAUGGCCGCGUUAUCGCUGCUUAUCAUGCCGCCAAAUAUGUCCUCCAAGACACGCCUCGACAAUAUCGUGUCCAUGCUGGAGCAGGCCUCCUACUCGUACCUCACCCGCUGCAGCUCCCCGUACGGGACCCUCCGGUGCAUGGCGCUCGGCCUCGAGCUUCUGCGCAUGCGUGGUGGGCCGGCAGUCGACGAGUCGGUCAAGUGGGGGGUGCGUAUCAUGGAGAGCCGCAUCGUGGGGCCCGUCGGCGACGCGCUUCUCAAGGAGCGCAUGGCAGUCUGCUGUGCGACGAAGCAGGGCGUGGGGUCCAUGACCUUUGGAAGCUGGCGGCGCAGGUCUGCGUUCUGGAGCGUCCUGGGCGCGCAGGCGUGGGUCGACCAGGCCAAGUACAUCCAGGCGCAGAGGUGUCUCAACGAGGCGAGGAAGAUGUACAGCUCGCUGCCGAGCGAGGUCGGCAUCGGUGCGUGGUCCCUGGCCAGCGAGUACAUGGCCAGGCUGCACCUGCAGCUCAAGGACGGCCUGGCGCAGGACGGCCUGCAGGAUAGCACUGCCCUCGCCGAGGACGGAGCCGAGGAGAUCGAAGUCUUGGAGCAGGCGGAGCCCGAGGCGCUCCACAGGGCCAACAAGCGCAUGUCUAGACGGAUGAGCCUGGUCAACCCGCCCGGGGGACCAGGCGGGAUUCUGGAGACCGCACCGCUCAAGCCAACAGUGGAUGGUCAGGGAGAUGAGAAGACCGCAGCUGUGGUUGAUGAUGGCUUCAGCUAG